Camelina sativa (false flax) is the source of this 681-nucleotide messenger RNA. RefSeq names its product agamous-like MADS-box protein AGL75. Lineage: Eukaryota; Viridiplantae; Streptophyta; Magnoliopsida; Brassicales; Brassicaceae. The record is from RefSeq and is a predicted model, not a curated record. Gene Ontology annotation, molecular function: DNA binding; protein dimerization activity.
AUGAGAUCUUUACCUUCUUCCUCUUCUUCUUCUUCUUACCCACUCGUCGCUUUGAGCAAUAGACUUGAAACCGUGUUUAGGAAAGCAGAACAGCUUUCGGUUCUGUGUCAAAUUGAUGUCUGUGUCAUCUAUUACGGACCUAAAGGAGACCUAAAAACGUUUCCAAACGAGAAAGAGAAAGUGAGAAACAUGGCUAUGAGGUACAGUCGGCUAAACGAUUCCUUGAGAAGCAAAAAACGGGUUAGUCUCUCUGAGUUCCUCAAGGACAAGGGUUUGGAGAAUCCGAACAAGAGGAGGAAGACGACGACGAGUCCGAAGAAGAAUUAUGUGGAUGUAUUGAAGUAUCCAAUCUCUGAUCACUACUCUCCCGACCAAAUCCCCCAAUUGAUUCAGUCCUUGCAACUCAAUCUCUCUACAUUCCAACAAAGGCUUCGAUUUCUUGUUUCGCAAGAGAAACACAAACAACUACUCGAUCAUCAUCAUCAGAGUUUCGUACCAUCGACAUCAUCAUCCUCUCUCACGACCCCAUCUUUGAACCCUAGCCAGCAGUUCUCGCUAUUUGUGUAUAACCAUGGAGACAAUACUCUCUCUCAGAUCCCAGUCUCUGCAUCAAAUCUCAAUCAGGAUUUCUCAGCGUUACUUCAAGAAUCUCAGUUGAAGAAUGGACACAACAUGUCUUAA